Molecule: messenger RNA, 1890 nt
Organism: Nymphaea colorata (pocket water lily)
Lineage: Eukaryota; Viridiplantae; Streptophyta; Magnoliopsida; Nymphaeales; Nymphaeaceae
Product: protein S-acyltransferase 18
Exons: 9
Coding region: 256-1800 (514 amino acids)
Biological process (GO): peptidyl-L-cysteine S-palmitoylation; protein targeting to membrane
Cellular component (GO): Golgi apparatus; endoplasmic reticulum
Molecular function (GO): protein-cysteine S-palmitoyltransferase activity
Source: RefSeq, a predicted model, not a curated record
UUAAAACUCCCUAACCGAUCUCUUGGGUUCAAAUUUCAAAAGAAAGAGAAGUGACCGUUGGAGUUCAUUGUCUCGGCUAUUCACGAGGCCCACCGCCGCUGGCAAAAUGGCUAUGGUGUAGGUAUCCGUUCCUCCUUGAUCCCGAAACCGUCGCGCAACUAGCUAUGAAGCGGAACUCUAAUCCCCACCUGAAGAGUUUAUGAAUCGAACGCCUUUCCCCCGAUCAGUCUCUUUUUCCCUCUCUCUCACAGAGCCAUGAGACGCCAUGGGUGGCAGCUCCCUCUUCAUCCCCUUCAGAUGUUGGGGAUUUCAAUUUACAUUUUCUUGGUAGUAUUCUUCUACGUCUUCUUAGGCCUCUUCGUGGGAAACCGGGUCGCCGUGAAUACUAUACUUACCCUCUUCACUUUCACAGCGUUUUCAGUAAUGGUGCUGUAUGUAAGAUGCACGGCUGUUGAUCCGACUGACCGGACUCAUCAGAAGAGAAUGCGGUCUAAGCACAACGCGCUUUCGAGGCUGAAUUAUAGAUUUCUUCUGGUUCAGAUUGUGUUAAGGUUCAUCAGGAGGAUGGAGAAGAAGGUACUGAGGGGUUGCCUGAAGAGAAACUACGUUGAUACAUGGACAUCUCCUGUACAGAUAGAGCCAUUAUUGCCAUUUCCACUUGUUGACAAGGACGAUGCAGUUUCGCCUGAUCUGAAAUAUGAAGACAUCUCGUUCUGUUCCUUUUGUGACCUUGAGGUGAAAAAGCACAGCAAGCACUGCAGGAGUUGUGAUCGCUGUGUCGAUGGGUUUGAUCACCAUUGCAGGUGGCUGAACAAUUGUAUUGGAAAAAGGAACUAUACCACCUUCAUCCUCCUGAUGGUGUUCGUUAUGUUAAUGCUGGCAAUUGAAGGAGGAAUAGGGAUUGUGGUGUUUGUACGUUGCUUCGCUGACAGAACGGGCAUCAUGCAGGAUGCAGAACUGAAACUGCACAUUAGAUUGCCAAUUUGGGUCAUUGCAACCAUUUCUGCCUCCCUGUCUGUAAUUGCAGCGUACAGUUCCAUAGCACUUGGGCAGCUCUUCUUCUUUCAUGUAGUUCUUAUUCGAAAGGGAAUGAGAACAUAUGAUUACAUUCUUGCAAUGAAGGAAGAAAACGAGAUAAUGGACAUAUCGGACGAAUCAGAUUUUUCAUCUGAUGAGAGCAUUGAUCUUGGCACUCCUGAGAAACUUUCCAUUGCUUCAAAAUUCACGUGCAAAGGAUGCACUACCAACUCUGGCGACAGACUGGCAAAGGUAAACAGACAAAUGGACAAUUCCAGCACGAAAAGCAACUUCAAAGUGCCGAUUGACCCGUGGAGACUUAUAAAAAUGAGCAAAGAAAAAGCCUGGAUGGCAGCUGAGAAAGCUCGUGAAAGACUUAGGAAACAAGCGCCAGUCCAUCCUGAUAAAGGAAAAGGAGACGAGUUGGAUAUACAAGCAUCACUAAAGCCACUUCCCUUGGAGCAAAAGAGUGGGCCAUUGAUGAAUCAAGAAAGAAAAGCCUGUCCUCCUAUAGAUCCAGUGAUUACCAGAGUUUGGUUGCCUAGUUCACCGGUGAGAUCAAGUCCAAGAAGGAGAAUUCCGAGUUCCCCAACUGUAUUCUCCAGCAGUCCUAGUGCACUGCUGGUCUCCCGCCGCCAGAGUCCCUUGGACUCACCUCGAGUGUACAAGAAUACCUUUGAUUUGAAGCUGACGGAGGUGUCUAUAGAACUAGAGACUUAUAUCUCUAAACAGGUUUUAAGUUCAAUGUUGAAGAAAGGAAGGGGAGAGGAGUCCCCGAUGUAAACUAGUCACUACAACAGCACAUCAUCAUUUCAACUGUUUCUCACUCUUUGAGAAUUGCUUGGUAUAUUACAUUGGAUUUCUUAGAUGCAA